GCUGUUGUUCGCUUCGUGGGUCGCGUCGCGUCGCGUCGUUCGAAACGAUGACCUCGUCGUUGUAUCCAAAGGUGCCGCUGGACAAGCGGCCGGACUUCUACAAGAUCCUGAGUGUGGCAGGCUUGUACACGAUCAUCUCUGGGAUGAUCAAUGGAAUUGCGGUGGUGGAGUUAACUACCCCUGUGGGCUACACCUCUGGAGGCUGUGUCAACGCAGGCCGCUUUUAUGCCGCUGGGGACAUGAAGCAGGGCUCCAAAGUCCUAGCGAUGUGUACGCUUUACUACGCCGGAGGCAUCCUAGCAGGUGUUUGGCCCAAGGGCUGUGAUGGCGACCUGGUCUUCGAAGGCAAGACUUCCCCAGGCAUGUUGCUCUCCUCGUUGCUGGUCCUACUGGGCAUCUGGCUGAAACGGCACCGCGAGCGGCCCACCCUGGCCAUGCAGUGCUGGGCCCUGUCGCAGGGGCUGAUGAAUGCCACCAGCAGCAGCUUCAGCGCGGUGCCCAUGCGCGCCACACACACAGCGGGAGGGCAGACUGAUGCGGCCAUGAGCCUCGGGAAGGCCUUCAUGAACUUCCUGAGGGGCGAAGUGGUCCCCUGCCAGCGCAAGGUCUAUUUGAACGCCAUUUGCUGCGCAGGAAUGAUCCUUGGUGGUCUCUUGGCGGGGAAGACGCAGAAGAAGUACGGCUGCGUCGCCGCGCUCUUCCCCGCUGGUGCCCUGGCCUUCUCCGCCACCAUCCUGCCGCGGAUGAUCGCGCCAGCCCUGACUGAGAAUGGGCCGAUCGAGGAGAAGAAGAAGUGAUGAGAUCCACCAGGUUCUAAGCUGUGAUCCAGGUGGCGUCGGAAAAAUGGGCAGAACGAGAUACCCCAGGUACCCCCAAUCUAUGGGGUUUUGGGAUUUGGGGAAAGUGAUGAACUGGCGGAUUUAUGGUGUUCUGACGGUCUAGCCCUUUUUUUGACCACAUUUUCAGCAC
Cladocopium goreaui is the source of this 969-nucleotide messenger RNA. NCBI's taxonomy places the organism in Eukaryota, Dinophyceae, Suessiales, Symbiodiniaceae. The record is from the annotation of a GenBank genome assembly.